AUGAAAGUGAAGGUUGAUGCGGUUACACCUGUAUUUGCUUGGUCUUGGGAUACAAGAAAUGAAUUGGAAAUCAAAAACGAUAUUGAAAAGAAGGUUUACCCAAAUAUUAUUAACUAUAACAAACAAAAACAGCCUGAACAUCCAUUAACAACUAUAAAUAAAUCACAAGAUUUCCUCAACGAUAGCAAUAGUAAUAGUCAGCAAUCAAAUGUGAGUAAUGUCGAUGAUAUUUAUGAUGAUGAAGAAAGUGAUGAUGAAGAUGAGAAUGAUGUAUGUGGGAUCUGUAGAGCUAAUUAUAAUGGAACCUGUCCGACAUGUAAAAUACCUGGUGACUCGUGUCCUUUAGUUAUAGGUGAUUGUAAACAUUUCUUUCAUUACCACUGUAUUGUUCGAUGGCUAAGAACUUUACAUUCAAAGGGUCUUUGUCCCAUGUGUAGAAGGCAAUUCCUUUUAAAGAAAAAUUACCCAAUUAAUAACCCUGUUCGUAAACAAUUCAAUGCGAUGAUGGUUCAGUUAGUGGCCCAACGAGUAGAAGACGAUGAAGAUAUCGGACACUGGGUCGGUAAUCAGUAUGAAAUACCUGAUUAUGUCCCAGAUAAUAACCUUGAUGCUAUUUUGCAAGAUGGAGGUUCAGUUAAGGAGUAUGUAAAUUUUUAUCCUAUUAUUCGACCAUUACCUUGGGCUAAUAGAGAUGAUAGUACAACUAGUUAUGAUAAUAGUAGUGAUAGUGACAUUGAUAUUGAUGAUGAAGAUGGAAAUGAUAAAGGCCAAGAUAAGAUUAAUAGUGGUAAUGAUUUUGCAAAGCAUGAUAAUGAAGAGAAAGAUUUAUUUGAAAUUGUCAAGAAAAGUUUAUUAGACAAAAAAGAUGAGUGUGGUGAAAUUGAUAAUGAAGAUCUUGAAUUAGGUGCAAAGAUAUUACAAUUAUACAAGGAAGAGGCUGAUAGAAAGAAAAAUAAAGUUUAUAAAAAAAAUGGGUAUAAUUCGAUAGAGAUUAGUGAUUCAGGUGAAUAUAGAUAUAGGUUUGAUAACGAAGAUGAAAUAUAUAGCGAUAUGUCCUAUGAGAGUGAGCAUGUGGAAUAA
Molecule: messenger RNA, 1080 nt
Organism: Arxiozyma heterogenica
Lineage: Eukaryota; Fungi; Ascomycota; Saccharomycetes; Saccharomycetales; Saccharomycetaceae
Gene: APC11
Product: anaphase promoting complex subunit 11
Exons: 1
Coding region: 1-1080 (359 amino acids)
Biological process (GO): protein ubiquitination; anaphase-promoting complex-dependent catabolic process; positive regulation of mitotic metaphase/anaphase transition
Cellular component (GO): anaphase-promoting complex; nucleus
Molecular function (GO): ubiquitin protein ligase activity; zinc ion binding; cullin family protein binding
Source: RefSeq, a predicted model, not a curated record